UCUAGUGGACGGGACACCUCUUCUACAACGACAACUAAUCAGUCACCUAGAUAGCUUGCUAACCAACAAAGCUUAAACAUUGGAGCUAUUUAGACGUUUUCGGUGUAUAUUAAUCACUGUGUUUUAACAGACGUCUGUCGUGUCUACUAGUUACCCAUCCCCCGCUUCAUAUUGUACGUAACUGGUUAAAUUAGCAUUAGGCUAGUCGCUUAUGCUAACUAUCUAAGUUGGCUAUCUUAUAAUAACAUUCCGGACCAUGAGCUCACUAAAAUACUCUCCCCAUUCAAAAGAAGAGGAUGUCUGCUGGACUGAGAAACAGGGUAUGUGGCUUAAUGUUGUCGUGAAAGAAGAGGAGGAAGAGAAGGAUGUCACAGUGAAAGGCGAUGAAGAAGCUUCCAGAGUGAAAGAUGAGGAAGAGGUUACUGUCACAAUGAAAGAGGAGGACGAGGAAGAAGAGUAUGAGACUGGAGAUCUGAUUGACACCAGAGAGAGACCAGACUCAGAGGAACCAGAGCCAGAGACGUCCGAACCAGCAAGACGACACCACUGUUCCUACUGUGGAAAGCGCUUUAACCAGUUAGGGGACCUAAAGAAACAUGAGAGGAUACAUACAGGAGAGAAGCCUCACAAAUGCUCCCAGUGUGGACAGUGUUUUACCUGGUUACAGAAUCUAAAACAACAUCAAAUAAUACACACAGGCGAGAAGCCUUACCAAUGCUCUCAGUGUGAAAAGGCUUUCACCCGGUUAGCACACCUGAAAGAACAUAAAAUAGUACACACAGGAGAAAAACCUUUCCACUGCUCUCAGUGUGAAAAGCGGUUUACCAAGGUAGGGAUCCUAAAACAGCAUGAAAGGACGCACACAGAAGAAAAGCCUUACCAUUGCUCCCAGUGUGGAAAGAGAUUUUCCUUAGCAAAGUACCUGAAAGAGCAUGAAAAAAUACAUACAGGAGAAAAACCUGGAGAGAAGCUUUUCCUCUGCUCCCUGUGCGGAAAGAGUUUUACCCAGUCAUCCCACCUGAAAUCCCACACAAGAACGCACACUGGGGAGAAGCCUUAUCAUUGCUCCGUUUGUGGAAAGAGUUUUUCUCAAUCAAGUUGUCUGAAAAAGCAUAAGAGAAUACACACUGGAGAGAAGCCUUACCACUGCUCCCUGUGCGGAAAGAGUUUUAACAGGUUAGAUUACCUGAAAUCACAUAACAGAACACACACAGUAGAGAAGCCUUUACACACGGUAGAGAAGCCUUUACACACGGUAGAGAAGCCUUUACACACGGUAGAGAAGCCUUUACACACGGUAGAGAAGCCUUUACACACGGUAGAGAAGCCUUUACACACGGUAGAGAAGCCUUUACACACAGGAGAGAAGCCUUUACACACAGGAGAGAAGUCAUCAUUGUAAAUAAGAUUUUUUUUUCUUAAUUAACUUGCCUGGUAAUUUUUUUUGCUUUUAAUGAAGAAACCUGUGUCUAGUGAUGUAGUUCAGUGAUGAUCAGAAUGAACCGUUUAUAAACUGUUUAUCCCAUUUGAUGAAAGUGAAAAAGAACAAACUACAAUCUCAAGACAUUUGAAUUUGGAAUAAAUUGGUUUGAUUGUAGACUACCAUUAUGUCAGUUUGAAUGUGUAUGUUCUCUGCGAUUUACAUGGUAAUUUUCGAA
Messenger RNA from Salvelinus namaycush (lake trout), 1658 nucleotides. Its product is annotated as zinc finger protein 501-like. The record is from RefSeq and is a predicted model, not a curated record. Lineage: Eukaryota; Metazoa; Chordata; Actinopteri; Salmoniformes; Salmonidae. Gene Ontology annotation, molecular function: RNA polymerase II cis-regulatory region sequence-specific DNA binding; DNA-binding transcription factor activity, RNA polymerase II-specific. Gene Ontology annotation, cellular component: nucleus. The transcript has 2 exons. Gene Ontology annotation, biological process: central nervous system development; regulation of transcription by RNA polymerase II. Bases 257 to 1402 code for a protein of 381 amino acids.